Pocillopora meandrina is the source of this 8948-nucleotide messenger RNA. NCBI's taxonomy places the organism in Eukaryota, Metazoa, Cnidaria, Anthozoa, Scleractinia, Pocilloporidae. The record is from the annotation of a GenBank genome assembly.
AGAUCUCUCGAACAGUUCGCUCGAGCACACCAGUACGUAUACAGUCACCGGUGAGAUAUCAAAACGAGUAGGCCGGUCGAAAAUGGUGCGUCAUACGUAGCUGCAACUGGGUAGAAGGAGGAUUAGGAGAAAUGGCCAACAGGAAUUGGAAGAACGCCAAACACCAGCAAAGGUGCACGUAGCCAGAAAAGCUGGCCGUGUCUUAUGGGAGCUCCACGGAAAUCGAAACGGCGGAGCCGCGAAAACAAUCAAAGAAACUUCGAGCUUUUAUUUCUCCAUCGCAAACCUUUCGAGAUUCCACCGCUCAACGUCUCAAAGUGUAGACAUAACCGCAAGCUAUGCGGGCUAUGAAAAACGGAAAUCACGCUUGCAGGUCGCUGGCACUCAAGCCAUAGCUUAAAGGACUAGAGAUCUUUUGGAGGCCAUCCUUUCAGCAGAUGAUCUGAUGAGUUGAGAAGGGUCUUCCCAUAUUUAGUUACAAACCACAGGAGCUGGAUUGGUUAGAACCUUUUUUUUUCCACUGUUAAGGUAAACUCAUAGGAAACUUAAAGACCUAAAAUCUUCCAAGUUAUUGCUAAUGUACUGCAAGGGAACAGAAAAGAAAAGCGAAAUACCGCAUCUUUGAGGGCUUACCGUCGUAAUGUCACAAAUUGGAUAUUUCGGAAACACUCCAAAAGCCGGUCUUUCACUGUUCUAUGUGGGUCAUUACGCUGGUGAACCGAUGAAAAUGUUCGUUUAGUUGAAUAGUUGUGCCGCUCUGCUAUGGAUAUGAUCCAGAGAAAGAUCCGAACCAAGAGAAAAUAAGGUGAUUGUAUAACUAUCGCUUAGAUCUUCCAAUUCCUCAGGAGAUCUAACCAGAUCAAAACAAAUUUCGAACUACAUUAGCUUCCAAUAUUCAGGGAUAAACUCAUCUAAAUUUUUCGUAUCUGCGCUUCUUGGCCGCAGAAUCCUCAAUCUGAGGCCAGUUUCCAUUUGCCAAAACUUGCUAAUCAAUCCGUCCUGUUCUUUCCAUCGACUGGCUUUAGCCACACUAACUCAGUCCUCUGAGUAGGGUAGGGUCGGUAAGUUUUCUCGCUUUUGCGAGGAUAACUCGCAAAAUGCGUGGGAGUUUUCAGAAUUAACUAUACCAUCGUCGAUCAUAUUUUCGCGGUGACAUUCGCAGGGCGGGAAUUUUGUUUCUUAAAAAAACAAAACAAAACAAAAACACAGAAAGGUUCAUUUGCAUUACUUACGAGAAAUAUUGAUGCAAAAUCGCACAAAUAUCACUACGAUUAUAUAACAAUACCCUCAUUUGAUAAAGGAUCUCGAUGUAAGUCCUUGCAAUGCAAAAAGUUUCCCAUAUCGAAAAUUAAGCAAGUAAUCGGAAGGAUUUGUUGUUUGACAGCAUCUAUUGACGGUAAGUGUUUGACACUCAGUAGGCGAUGUUCUGUCUUCGAAAAACAUUAUUUCUUACUGCUUACAUUUUUUAUUUUUUACAAAAAUGUUAAUGCGCUUAUCACAAAUUCUGUAGAUCUACAGGUAGCGUUUAGAUCACGUACAGUUUGAGUUAACUUUCAAAACUUGAAAUUUUUCCAACCUGAACUCUCAUACUCUUGAAUACAAGGAAGUCCAAGGUAAAUUGCUUAGAUAUAGAGAUUUUCAUUUCCGUUUUUAAAAAACAGGGCGAUUUAUAAAGGCGAAAAAAUUUCGAAAUCGUUGUGUUGUAAACUCUGUGGGGUAAUCGCUCAAGCGUGUCAAAUGUUGCGAAAUAAUUGACGUCAAAGCCACUGUUUGGAGUUUCGCUUUGAUAUUAUGUCUAUUGAAACUUCCGACAUUGUUUUAAAAAUCUACAUAGACCGACAUAAAGAAUAUGACGUCAACACCCUAAUACCUGCUGCUAUCAAGUCCUCUAUGAAAAUUAUUUUUCGAUAUUAAAAUUUUAAAUUGAAUGCUUGUCCUUACCAGUUCCGUGUCGGAAAAAAACAAGUUAUUUGCAAAAUGAACACAAUCAGCUUGUAACAUUAUAUAAUAUUUGGCUAGAGAUCAGUUAUUGAGGCAACGUUAUCGGUAAUAUGCUCUUGAACUCUGAGCAUCGAAGUUAGUGCACCGGAAGCGCAGAACACCAGAACAUCGAACAGGGUAAAAGUUUAAAGUAUGGGUCAUUGUCCAAUUUUCGAGAAAGAUAAAUGAUCGGUACAUUUCGAAAUCGUCAUUUUUGCAUAUUACACCUGGGAUAUACAUGUGUGCCUAAGUUCGGCAGAAUACAGAAUACAGAAUACACUUUACAUGGAUAUAAACCACAAGAAAUAUUUCGGUAAGUAAGAAUUAGGCAAUAGCACUAAACACGCAAUAGCACUACUUAUAGUAACACUUACGCUGAGUUAUGUAGCAUUAUUUUCUUACAUAGAAAUUAACUUCAGACUAACAACCAAAAAUUUUUGGAUUAAAUUGUAAAAAUGUAUUUACCCAGAUUCGUGUUUGUUACAUGUAAAUGAGUGACAGAGGAUCUCUCUGUCACAACGAAGAAGGAAGGUCAAAUAUGUUUUGAAAAACUCACAGUCGUUUACAUUGUGCCUUCAACAUGUAAGCUAAUUCAUACGAUUCACCUGGCCGCGGUUCGCAAGGUAAACUUCGUAGCGGUUUCAAAAAAUACAGUUUAUGACACGCGUGGAAUUUUAAAAAAAAAACUCUGAGUUGCAUUUAUUUAUUAUGUAAUUUUGCAUUUAUUAUAUUAGAUAGAGUCGUAAAAGUAUUUUUCAGUAAAGGUUGUGUCGAUAUUUUACAGCAGUUUCGAAUAGCAAAGUAUAAUUUGUGCCUGGAAGACAUCAUGAAUUUUAAUACAUUCUGUUUUUUUGUUUGUUAUUUUUUUUUUGUUUUUUUGUUUUUCAAUGCGGGAUUCGUUUUGAAAUCACCUUUCAGUUUUUUUUAUACGUAUCAAAUUCGACGAAUAUAUUUUUUCGUCGUUGCGCAGCCUGAACCGGUUUGCUAAAGGGAAUUCUUUGAACACUGUAUAGCCAACUGGCUGUCAACUGAAAUUUUCCAUCUACACACGUCAUCUCUCAACAAUAAGGUGAUUUUUAUACGAUAAUGGACAAUUUUAGAACAAUUUUGACAAUUUCACACAACCAUUUUGUUUUUCUCGUUUGUUAGCUGUUAUUUCAGAAGAGGUGAAGCCUGCUUCUUGUCAUCAAACUUACUAAUUAAAUUGCAAGGAGUAUAGCAAAACUCUCUCUAAUUCAAUUUGUGUAUUUUGGGUUUUUCAAAUAUUCUGCAUUUUUGACAAACCACAAGAUGAGUGAAUUUUUAACAGCAUGUAUCAGGACUGUGGCAAAUGAGUUUACAUUAAUCUUUUUUUUUUGGUUUUCUCUCAAAGUCAUCCCCAUUCACACGCAAGAACUAGGCUCAUCGGUUUUAUUCAGUUUUUUGAAAAACGCAAUCAGUUUCUGAUGAAGCGUGUUUUUGGCGGAAUUCAGUAAUUGCGUGGGAAAAAAAACCGGGGGAAAUAAUGCACGUUUUAUUGAAGUAGCUGAGGUAGCCAUGGGACAUUGAUGUGUAUUGUGUUAAACUGUCAUUGACUUCCGUCCGUCUGUUCCAACCCUUCUGGGCAAGACCAAAUACGUCAUUUAUAAUUUUGCUAUUGUUUUCGUUUCGUCUUGCCGGAACCAACCUUGCGAAUCUGCUGGGAAAAAAGGCCAAAAAUCGUAAGUUUACUCUGGCAAAAAUUUUGUAGCUGAUAUUUAAGUUCCCUUAAAAAGUUAGCAGUUUUCAUGUUGAAACUUAAGCAUUUUACCAUGGCAACUGAUAGCGUGAGCUUCCUGUGAAGCAUAACGUAGCUCUUCACACAUUGUUAAUUUGCAAUGCAUGGACUACAAUUUGACAAAUACUUGGCAGUUAAAACAACGAAUUCACGACGUGUGACUGAUGUAGAUUUGUUUUGUGGUGAAACGACGCGAAGCCAAUCGACUUUGACCUUAAAAACAUAUAAACAACUUCUUAAUCACGCCAGUGAAAGUCUACAACCCUGAAAAACUGCUGGAACUACUUUUACAACACACAGAAUACGACGGUAGGUAACUAGACACUGCAUGAAAAUAUCAUUCAUGAAAAUACACGUUUCAAAUGAGGAUAAUACUGAAUUGUUAAACUAUUUAGUAAUAUUGCUUCAAAGUGUUCACCAGCUACGAAGUACAUUCAGUUCGAUGAGGGAUGUUUGCUUAACAUAUUUGUCACAAACAUACCAUGUUAUAACGAUAGUAUUUUCUGUAUAACUGAACAGUUUUUAUUCAUUGUUCAUCAGGAGAUCACCUAUGUUAUAGUAUUCUUUCUUGUAAACACGCAAUGGUUCUAAGUGAAAAUUUUGGUCUUGAACAAUAUCUCCUUUAAAUCGACAUCUAAUCUGAUCAUCUAUGUACGAUAUUGGAGAAUCUAACGUGAUUUCAGCCAUACACGGUGCCCUUGGCUCCAGAGCAAGCACGUCCGUCCAAGAAAUGUGCUAGCAAGCAAUUUUAACGCCAUCGUUUCUUGUAAACAAAUUAUUCAAGGCUUGCUUCAAUUUUUUUUAACACGUUUAACCUAAAUACACAAGAAUAUUAAAUAACCACAAGAGGCCGUUAAGACUAACUGAAAAAAUACGUAUCUUAACACCUCGACACAGUUUCCUACUCAGUUUGCAACAAUAUAAGCAGUAAUGUUCUAAACUGUGUUACACUUGUGAAUGAUGGCAAGAUUUCUGUCGUUUACAACAUAACGACUGUCGACUAAACUUACUCCGACGCAGACAAUGGAAUCUGCACCUUUCUCUUUCCACGCUCGGCUCAUACCCCCGAGACAAUUCAAUCAGGGAGUCAGAACUCGAAAAACAUGAAUAUGUAUUAGAGAUACGGCAACUGGCACGUAUCAUCUAGCCCGGCAGGGUCGUUUAUAAUCCAUUAGCAAAGGAACUUUACAUUAGGCUCUUGAAAUAGAGUGGAUAAAGUUGCCAGCUCGGAAGUGUUCAGCUGCCUUGCGAAAGUCAUAGGUUUUUUCUUUCGGCGAGCAGAAGUUACUUCGCGAAAAACUCUCCAUAUCGAGAAAAGGUGUUAUAAGACGUUUAAUGAAAAUCAGGGUUUGGUGCCUUUUGGGAUGAUGACGUUAGUAUUGAUCUGACAUUUUUUUAAAUUUAUUUUUUAGUUUAGAACAGUAUUUACAGCGUUCGCAAUGGCGAACACAAGCCCCUGUUUUCCGCAGUUUCCUCAUCAUGAUGUCAAGCCAGCAGUUUCCUCGGGUUGCGCGCCAUUUUCGUUCACUUAUGAAAAUUUAUACAAAUGUUUGUAUCAACGCAAUGAAGAAUCAACCAGCCAAACAGCUUUAGGAAAGGUGACAAGUGCACCGAGGCGAAAAGGUAAAGCAUUCUUCAAACUGGUCACUGAUAACUCAGGAUGCACUAUUAGUAUUUCUGUUACCUAGUAACAGCAAGUCUUAUCUUACCUUGAAGUCACGUAUAGCAGUAUUUUCCUUAAAACCCGGACAAUAUGAUCGAUAUAACUGCAGAUUAUCAAUGGAGGGAGCCGAUAUUGAUAACUAAAGUGUUUAAUUCUUUAAAAGAAACUCAGAUGUUUGAUUCUUUCCCUAGCUCAAUUCGAUAUGUAUGUUUCAAAUCAUCUUUGCUUAUUUGUAAACUGAGCUCAAAAUUAGCAUCGUUUCUUACCGAUCGUCGCGGUCUGUGAGACUGGGACCCAGUAUUAUGUACGUUUUGUUUCCUCUGAGGUUUUCAACAAACUUAACGCCACUUUAGUUCAGGAGUUCAAUCAGGCUGCUCUUAAUCCAAGGCAAACGUACUUUAGAGUUGCAUAUCAUCUUACAUUCUAGAGAAAAACAAACUGACUUUCAAGGGAAGAUGUUCUCCGUUUCGUCUCGAGCGCGUGACACAGAAAGCAUUUGAGCUCUCUAUGAAGGUCACGAUAUAAGGAUAGAUUCUUCUCGGGGUGCUUAAAAAUUGUUCUGUUGCACGCUCUUGACGAAAGGAAUAACAACUUUCUUUGCUCGUUGAUUAAGCUCAAAAUCUAACAUCUUUCGUACUCUACAAAUUCAAACCUUGAUUCUUCUUUCUGGACUCAUUUAUAUGUUCUGCUUAUCACAAAUAAUUUCUAACUUUAUUUUAUUUAGGUUCAGUGUCAUCUUCUAAAAUGACAACAAAAAAGAAAAAUGGCGAAAAACUGACGUUUGCAAAAUCCUCUUGUCCGGAUGAACUCGAUCUUUGUCCAUCAACCACUGGUUCUCAAUUGGGAAUCCGCACAAGACAAGUUAUUCCAGAAGGAACUUGGAUGGGUCCAUAUCAAGGCAAUAUUGUUAAACCUAAUCAAGUCACGGCCGCCACAGAUACCUCAUACAUGUGGGAGGUAAAGAGGUUUUUACUCCUUCUUAAUACCUUACGUUUACUCCAAUAGGCUAAAUAAUUGAUUUGCCUUCGUAACACGAAAUCAAUGCUUAAAAUCAAAUUGGCAAUCAACAUUUAGGAUUGACAACUUGAUUUAAUUACAAAAGUCAGUACUUAAAAGUGCGGGAAAGGGCACGCGACUGACCAAUUUACGAUUCUGUGAUUGAUUUUAGCAGCUGGCGGACAAGUUUUUUCAAGCCAAUCAUAGCAAAUGCAGUUCAAACUAAAUGUAAAAUAUUUUUCUGUUGUGAAACUGCAUUAUAAUAUCAGUGGCUAAUUUUAGAUGUGUUUUGAGGUCUGCGAUAAAUCUGAACCAUUAAGAGACGCUCAAAGCACCUCAGUCUCCUUGUCUUGUUGUACCAUUCAAGUGUCCUUUCACUUCAAAGAUGUCAUUAGUAAUUCUCCUUUCUUUCUGUCAUACAAUUCUUAUUGUGCUAGUUCGAAGAAUUCGAUAUUGGAUCAACUGAUAACCCCCUAAUUGAUAUUUUUCUCUAUUCCCGUCACUUGUCUGCUCGAUAUUGUAUAAAUAUUGUCAAGAUAAAAUCUGGUAGACGCAUUGGUAGACGAUCUGGAAGCAACAAAUGAUUAGACUAAAAUCCCUAAUCUGACAAUCUUUUUUUAGAUAUACGAAAAUGGUAAACUGCUUCAAUAUGUGGACGGUAGAGACGAAACAACGUCCAGUUGGAUGCGUUUUAUAAGAUGUGCUCGUCACAAAGAGGAACAGAACCUUUACGCCUUUCAAUACAACAAAGAGAUUUAUUACAGAGCAUUUGCUGACAUUCCUGCGGGAUCAGAACUACUGGUGUGGUACGAAGAUACAUAUCCACAGUACAUGGGUAUACCGCUGAACAUCACCGAUAUCAGUUUAGAGGUUUAUGGCUCAAGUACGUAUUACUAAUCAGAAAAACCUUUAAGGUAAAUUACAGUGAAGUGUACAAAGUGCCUUACAAUUUCCCGUCCUUUGUUCUAUUCAUCGCUGAUUGAUUUUUUCGAAAACAAUUCGUCAUUCUCUCAAUCAAUCCAAUGUAAAAGGAUACUAGAGGAGUUUUAAUUAAGUGUAGAAAAGCGAAAAAGUACAGCAAUCGCAAAGACCUAUCAGAAGAAAGGUUUACAUCAUCAUUAGCCAAUGAGAACUCAAAGUGAAAAAAGCGCGGGAAAAUUCCAGUGACCAAGUUGCAAUUGUUUUUGUUUUUGCAUCUAAUUGGUUGGAAGGAUGGCGCGACUUAUCUGGUCCAAUCACAGAGCAAAGCUAAGUAAAAUCAAAGCAAUCUCGGCGCUCAAUUGUGAAUGGCUCUAAUUGCGACUUAACGUAUUUCACACAGGUUCUUCAGCACAGUUUGGUUCAUCGGUCCAGCUCAAACCACCCACGGAAUUUUCUGGCUGGAAAAACACCCCAAAAAUAUCACCCCAUAAAUCACCAGUGAUUCAAAAUUCUUGGUCAGCGGUCGUUUCACUUCCCCCUGAAUAUGCGCAAUACCAUGCUAAUUAUCUCGUGACUGCAGACGGUCCUCAAUCUAGUCAUACGCGAAAGAAACGUCGCCAUUCACAGACGUAUCAUUAUGGACAACAAGGCCCAGACUCUCAGCGAAGAGCUAUUGUGAUAAACAGUGCUACCGAUGCGCCUGAUCCAUUCUCGAUUCUAGCAAAAGAGAAAUGAAAACAUUCCACGUCACAUGGCCGGACUAAAAAGUUUUACACGCUUGCGCAUCAGUUGAUUUCCUUCAAUCUAUUUAUCGAAGUCGAGAAAGAGGAUCCAACCUGUUGGACAUUGUCUUGAAUUAUUAAAUCUAGACUGACCUUAUAGUUGGAUACUUAAAAAACGAAAUUUAGUAUUACUUUGAUCCAGCCCUGAAUCAAGCAUUUUUUAAUUUGUUUUGGUGAGCACUGCCUUGUCGUCGUUACUGAGAGACACGUAGUUAACACUAGAGGGGGUAGACGAUAUGCGCUAGAAACUGACAUCAACUUUGUAUAUAGUUAAUCUUCCACUGUACAAAAUAACAUUGAUGGCGCACAGAAACCUGUGACAUGUAAAAAAGAAAAAACAAUUCUUAACUUGUAAAUGUUCUAUUUUUCUGCAAAGCAGAUAAAACGCUUUUCGUUUAGUAUAUUCAGUUACUACGUUGGUACGUAUUUCCAGAGUACUCGUCCAUCCAAUUUGCAGUUGUUAGAGGAAGUCGUGUAUGACGGUAUCCACUGCAAGGAGAAAUUAAUUAUCAUAUUGUACAUUCAAACGGGGUCAUCAACUCCAAUAGACGGUGGAAAGUAACCCUUCAGGUUAAACGGAUGGAAAAUGUACAAACAAAAUUCUACAGAAAGCUCAUUUUUGUUACUCUUUUCAUUCCAAUUUGAAUACAAAAUAUCCCUAAUGAUAAAUGCUUCUACCGUUGAGUAUCUUCUUGAGUAAUUCCCAGCAAAAAAAUUAGAUAUUUCAAGAAACGAAGUGGAUGAGUGCUACUGGAUAAGUGAUGACAUUUGAGAGACAUUAUAGGAAAACUUGACUAAGUUGUAUUAGUGCAGUGAAAAAACCAGAGAUGGACAUUAAACUGACUCGGUG